UUAGAAAGUCAUCCUUUGACAGAGAGUGACAAUUCAGUUUUGUGUAGUUUUAUGAGAAUUUCUAAUUACUCGAGCUUUGAUUUUGCUUUCAUUCUAUAAAAUGGCAUCUGUUUUAAUUCCUGAAACACCGGCACCAGGAUUUUCAUUCGAAAACUGCCAACGUAAUGCCUUCCUAGCUCAAAAAGGAUUUCCAGCUCCCAAAGCCACCAAAACCGGCACAACAAUUGUGGGUAUUAUUUAUGCGGAUGGGGUUAUCUUGGGCGCUGAUACUAGAGCGACCGAAAACACCGUAGUGUCCGACAAAAAUUGCCAAAAAAUCCAUUAUUUAGCCGGUAACAUGUACUGUUGUGGUGCCGGCACUGCUGCAGAUACUGAGAUGACCACUCAAACCGUGUCGUCGCAGCUGGAGCUGCAGCGGCUUCACACUGGGCGCACUGUGCCGGUGCAGACAGCCGCCACGCUGCUGAAGCGCAUGCUAUUCCGCUAUCAGGGACAUAUUGGGGCUGCUCUUGUGCUUGGUGGAGUAGAUCGAACUGGACCUCAUAUCUAUUGCAUUUAUCCACAUGGCUCUGUGGAUAAGCUGCCAUAUGCGACUAUGGGUUCUGGAUCUUUGGCUGCUAUGGCAGUGUUUGAGUCGGGCUGGAAACCCAACAUGAGUGAGGAGGAGGGCAAGAAACUUGUCAGGGAUGCAAUAGCAGCUGGUAUCUUCAAUGACUUGGGCUCUGGCUCCAAUGUAGAUUUGUGUGUGAUCAGAAGCAGUGGCCCUGCUCAGUAUCUCAGAACAUACGAAGAAGCCAAUGUCAAGGGCAAGAAACAAGGAUCAUACAGGUAUGCUCCUGGCACUACUGCAGUACUAAAGCAGCGAGUCAUUCCACUAGAAGUGGAGUCUGUUGCUGUACACGCAGUACAGAGAGCACAGCCAAUGGAUGUGGAGGCCUCAUCCAGUCGCCGUUGAUAUAUAUUCUCUAACUAAUGUAUUGCUAUAUUUGGAAAUAAAAAUAUCAUUUUUUUUA
Messenger RNA from Plodia interpunctella (Indianmeal moth), 1013 nucleotides. RefSeq names its product proteasome subunit beta type-7 (gene Prosbeta2). Gene Ontology annotation, cellular component: proteasome core complex. The transcript has 4 exons. Bases 101 to 955 code for a protein of 284 amino acids. The record is from RefSeq and is a predicted model, not a curated record. NCBI's taxonomy places the organism in Eukaryota, Metazoa, Arthropoda, Insecta, Lepidoptera, Pyralidae. Gene Ontology annotation, molecular function: threonine-type endopeptidase activity.